UUUGCGCGUAGUCUCACUGUGAGGAGCUUUGAUGGUGCCAAUUUUUACGUACGCCUAGCCGGGAUGCACGGCCUGCGUCCGUUCAGUCAUUCUCAUUCAGUCUUUCGAACCGCGCCGGCGAAAGAGGUGGCCCCUAGCCCUGCUGCUACGAGCAAUAUACGCGUGUUUUUUCCAGAUGGAGCUCAAUUUUUUAUACACUCAUUUUAAGUGCAUUUGAUAUUUUUCUUAAGUUGGCAGUGCUGAAUAUAUUUCGCCAGCUUUCCCUUCUUACUAACCUGAUCUUCCUUGCUCUUUUUAUUUUGUGCGUCUGAUAGAAACACCCCCAAAAAAUUAUUAUGUUUCUACGCGUACUUAACACCGGCGAAGUGAUGUAAAUUCUGUCAAGUGGUUAAAAUUUCAUCGAUUAAUUUUUUAAAUUGUGUCACCUCAUUCAAUAAAUGCUGUAAAUCCGGUUAAUUUGAAGAAUUUAUUUUUCUCUUUGCGAAUAAAUGCAUGAGGUUUUGUACGUGAAAUAAUUGCACUUAGUAAAAAAUUAAUUAAUGCAAUUAAUUAGUGCACCAUUAGUUACCAGUCAUUGACACAACAAUUUAAAAGAUGACCGGACACGCCUUACAACCCUUGAAUCCGACUUCGAACGGACUCGGUACGCACACUGCAGGGACUAUGGUCAACCUUCCUAGAGGAAAAUCUCAAUAUUUAUCACAAGUGCUGGCGGCGGUGGCGAUAUCCCUGGGGCCCCUGGCGGCGGGUCUGGGGAAGGGAUACAGCUCGCCGGCGAUCGCUUCACUCCAAGGGAAGCAGAGCUGGGAGGCGGGGCACGGGGCCGGGGCGUACCGGGGCCACGGGAUGGGGCACAGGGGCAACUACACCCUGUUGACGGUGUCGCCGCAGGAGGCCUCGUGGGUGGCGAGCCUGUCGCUCCUCGGGGCGCUCUUCGGGGCGCUCGUCGGGGGCCUGGCCAUGAAGUUCGGGCGCAAGAACGUCCUCCUCAUCGCUUCGCUCCCCUUCUCCGCCUCCUGGCUCGUCACCGUCUACGCCGAGAGCGUCCAGACCAUGUUCGCCACCAGUUUCGUCGGCGGCUUCUGCUGCGCCGUCGUCCUCAUGGUCUCACAGGUGUACAUAUCGGAAAUCUCGGACCCGGACAUCCGGGGGUUCCUGUCGGCGGUGCUGAAGAUCUUCAGCCACAUCGGGACGCUGCUGUCGCUGACGCUGGGGGCGUACCUGGACUGGCGGGAGCUGGCCAUGAUCAUCUCGGGGGCGCCGCUCCUGCUCUUCGUGAGCAUGCUCUACAUGCCGGAGACGCCGAGCUUCCUGGUUCUCUCCGGUCGGGAGCCGGACGCCGUGCGGGCCCUCCGCUUCCUCCGCGGCAACGACACGGACAUCACCCGCGAGCUCAUCACCAUCCGCAACAACAUCCUCACCGCCUCCACCCACCAGUACACUUACCGCGGCCUCGCCCACGCCGCCGCCCGCCUCGCUCACCCCAUCCUCAUUACCUGCGGCCUUAUGUUCUUCCAGCGCUUCUCCGGAGCCAACGCCUUCCAGUUCUACUCGGUGACGAUCUUCAGCCAGACGUUCAACGGGAUGAACCCGCACGGGGGUGCGAUCGUGGUGGGCUUCGUCCAGCUCCUGGCCUCCCUCCUCUCGGGGCUGCUCAUCGACACGAUCGGCCGGCUCCCGCUCCUCAUCGCCAGCAGCGUCUUCAUGUCCAUCGCCCUGGCCGGCUUCGGCUCCUUCGUCUACUACGAGCAGCUCAGCCGGCACAACAGCUACGUCCACGUCCAGCACCUCCCCCCGGGCGUGGCGCCCCCCGGGAUCUCGGCCACCUACGACUGGAUCCCCCUCCUCUGCGUCCUCGUCUUCACCGUCUCCUUCUCCAUGGGCAUCAGCCCCAUCUCCUGGCUCCUCAUCGGCGAGCUCUUCCCCCUCGAGUACCGCGGCCUCGGCAGCGCCCUCGCCACCUCCUUCAGCUACGCCUGCGCCUUCAUCGGCGUCAAGACCUACGUCGACUUCACGCAGACGCUCGGGCUCCACGGGGCCUUCUGGCUCUACGCCGCCUUCUCGCUGGCCGGUCUCUGCUUCAUCGUCUGCUUCGUCCCCGAGACCAAGGGCAGGGACCUCGACGAGCUCGACAGUAGGUACAUUUGAUCCCGGCCCAAAUCCUACCCUUGUAAAUAAUCAUUCGCUCGAGUCCCGGGCUGCCUUUUCCGGAUCGUCGAGGCUUCCGCGGGCCCACGUCGGGCAGUCCCCGAGUAGCAGCACUGGAAAGAAAAAACACGUUGGAUCUAGAAUCCAAACUCUUGAAAACAUUGACAAGAAAAAGAACUCUUGACUCGAUCACAUUUAAGUUUAAAUCAAAAGGA
Bemisia tabaci is the source of this 2363-nucleotide messenger RNA. RefSeq names its product facilitated trehalose transporter Tret1. The record is from RefSeq and is a predicted model, not a curated record. NCBI's taxonomy places the organism in Eukaryota, Metazoa, Arthropoda, Insecta, Hemiptera, Aleyrodidae. Gene Ontology annotation, cellular component: membrane. Gene Ontology annotation, biological process: transmembrane transport. Gene Ontology annotation, molecular function: transmembrane transporter activity.